Messenger RNA from Scomber japonicus (chub mackerel), 5270 nucleotides. It is a transcript of the gene cyld, whose product is annotated as cylindromatosis (turban tumor syndrome), a. The record is from RefSeq and is a predicted model, not a curated record. Gene Ontology annotation, molecular function: K63-linked deubiquitinase activity; cysteine-type deubiquitinase activity. The transcript is spliced from 16 exons. Lineage: Eukaryota; Metazoa; Chordata; Actinopteri; Scombriformes; Scombridae. Gene Ontology annotation, biological process: regulation of intrinsic apoptotic signaling pathway; positive regulation of extrinsic apoptotic signaling pathway; necroptotic process. The coding region runs from base 378 to 3131 and encodes 917 amino acids. Gene Ontology annotation, cellular component: cytosol.
UCCUGUAAAUAAUAUAUCUCAUAGCUGUAGCGUUACACUGUAUGAUUUUACGUAUUUCCCGUGGAGAACAGGUUCACCUAAAUGCUGUUAGCAUACUGUGGAGGGUGGCAGUCCUCUGCCGGCCUGCUUUGUAGUUCAUUAGCUGGCGAGGCUAACUUUAGCGUGAUACUUGGCUGUUUAGGACGCUAGCAUUAGCUAGCAAUUGAGCUAAUCAGAGGUUAUCACGGGAGGAAUCGCUCUUGUUGUCAGAGGCCUGUAUCUAAUUAAGAUGGACAUUUGAAAUGACAGUCACCUCUGACAUCUAAUUGAACUAACGCGUAUCAAAGACCACAGGUCAAGCUUGCCUUGACAUUGGACCUCCUGCCUAGCAUGCAGCCAUGAGCUCUGCCCUGUGGAGCCAGGAGAAGCCCGGUGGGGGCUUCAGGGAGGACUGGCGCUUCUACAUGGUGGUGAAGGAGUGUACGGUGGAGAAGCCUCCCCAGAAGACCCUGAGGAUCCCCCGAGGAAGCCUCGGCCAGGCCUGCCAGGAGCGCAACAGCUUGGGGCGCACACUCCCCCCUUGCAAGGGCAAGAAAAGUCUCCGUAUUCUGGACCAGACCAAUGUGGUGCUGAGCCUGGAUGAGCGGGACGUCCUGGAGCUGGACGAGAAACUGGCUGAGCUGCUGUUUCCUAUUACCAACUGUGAGGAGCGAUAUGCCCUGCUCUGUAACAAGAUUCGACUAGAGCGCGUCCGUGAUAUUGACUGUGGUUCUAAGGUGCGUGUCCAGCUGCGCUCAGGAGAUGACUCUCUGCCUGGUGUGGUCCGCUUUAAGGGCUCGCUGCUCCCUGACAGAGCCCUCUCUGGAAUCUGGUUUGGAGUUGAGCUGCUGGAGGAGGGCCGGGGCCAGGGCUUCACGGAGGGCUCCUACCAGGGCCGCCAACUUUUCCGCUGUGAGGAUGAGUGCGGCGUGUUUGUGGCACUGGACAAACUUGAACUCUGGGAAGAUGAUGAUGACGACAACCUGGGCAAGCUGGAGGUGGACCACGUUAAUUUGGUGGAAGAGGACCAGGACUACCCUCCACUGGAGAUCAACUCUAGGGUCCUAGUGCAGACCAGGGAGGGACCAGAGAGAGGCACCAUCAUUUUUUGUGACUUGCUGCCAGGCAAUGAGAGCCUGGGUUACUACGUGGGAGUUGACAUGGACAAUCCUAUCGGGGACUGGGAUGGUGUGUUUGACGGGAAGCUGCUGUGUAAUUUUGCCAGUUUGGAGCACACUCGACUCGUCCCCAUCUGUGACGUAAUGCCAGAAUAUUCCAUGCAGGAACAAAGGCUGCAAAAGCACAGUUUUGCCCCCAGAGGCACCAACAGUGACAAGUCGUCCUCUGGCCAAAGCAAACCAAAGAGCAAAGUUGGGGAGGACCCUGCCAAGUCACUUACUGACACCCCCCCAGACUUCAACCAGUCCUCACCGCCCUCCAGGGCCCCACCCUCUGGCUCGUUGUCCAGUGACAACAAGUUCCACUCUCUGCCCUUCAGCUUGAACCGGAAGACUGGGCCCAUUGACAGCAUGAGUCAUGGGCCUCUCUCCCUGUCUGUGCAGUCAGUGAUGGGAGAGCAGCCCGAGCCCCCAUCACCUGCUGCACCUCCCUCGCCGCGGCCGCCGACACCUCCCCGAGGUCAGCCAGGUCUAGAGGUGGGCUCUUUAGUGGAGGUGAAAGAGAAUCCCCCACUGUGUGGUGUCAUCCGUUGGGUGGGUCUGCCUCCUGGCCUGCUGGAGCCUUUGGCUGGGCUGGAGCUGGAAGAAGAGUGUCCUGGUUGCACUGACGGCACCUUCAAAGGUACGCGGUACUUCACCUGCCCUCCCAAAAAAGCCCUGUUUGUGAAGCUCAAGUGCUGCCGGCCCGACUCCCGCUUCCCAUCCCUGCACCACUCCUCCAACCCUAUAGAGCGUUGUAACUCCAUUGCAUUUGGGGGAUACCUGAGUGAGGUAGUACAUGAGAACACUCCUCCCCGAACGGAAAAUGAUGGUCUGGAUGUCAUGGUGGGAAAAAAGAAAGGCAUCCAGGGCCACUACAACUCCUGCUACCUUGAUUCAACCCUCUUCUGUCUUUUCUCCUUCAGCUCAGUACUGGACACGGUUCUGCUGAGACCACGCUCAAAGACUGACGUGGAGUAUUACAGAGAGACCCAAGAGCUAUUACGCACAGAGAUAGUCAAUCCCUUGCGCAUACACGGGUAUGUGUGUGCCACUAAAGUGAUGAAGCUAAGAAGGAUCCUGGAGAAAGUAGAAGCUGCCUCUGGGUUUACUUCUGAAGAAAAAGAUCCUGAGGAGUUCCUCAAUAUCCUUUUCCAUCACAUACUGAGGGUGGACCCAUUGCUCAAACUAAGGUCAGCAGGACAGAAGGUCCAGGACUGUUACUUUUACCAGAUUUUCAUGGACAAGAAAGACAAGGUUGGAGUUCCCACCAUCCAGCAGCUCCUGGAGUGGUCCUUCAUCAACAGUGACUUAAAGUUUGCAGAGGCUCCCUCCUGCCUUAUCAUCCAGAUGCCCCGCUUUGGAAAGGACUUCAAAAUGUUCAACAAGAUUUUCCCCUCGCUAGAGUUAGACAUCACAGACCUCCUUGAAGACACUCCCAGGGAAUGUCGAAUCUGUGGUGGCCUGGCUCUUUACGAGUGCCGAGACUGUUAUGAGGACGGGGAUAUCACCGCUGGCAAGAUCAAACAGUUCUGUGAAAAGUGCAAUACACAGGUUCACCUCCACCCAAGACGAAAAACCCAUCGGCACGGCAAACUGUCCGUCCCCAAGGAGCUACAAGAAGGUACGGGGCGGCAGGGCAGUUUUCCCCGCCAGAGGAUGGAGCUGUUUGCUGUGCUGUGCAUCGAGACCAGUCACUACGUGGCCUUCGUCAAGUACGGCAGCGCAGAUUCUGCCUGGCUCUUCUUUGACAGCAUGGCUGACCGUGAUGGAGGGCAGAACGGUUUCAACAUCCCCCAGGUGUCUCCCUGUCCAGAAGUGGAGGCCUACCUGAAAAUGACCCCAGAGGAGCUACACGCCCUAGACCCCAAGAGCAUCCAAGGCCAGGCCCGACGGCUGCUGUGCGACGCCUACAUGUGCAUGUACCAGAGCCCUACCAUGAGCCUCUACAAGUAGAAUCCUCUCUCCUACCCCAGCCCUUCCCCCAAGCCCUUCGGCCACUCCACCUACCCCUCCCUCAGGGAAGGAGAUUCCCAGAAAGACCAAAAAUGAAAAAUAAACUAAAAGAAGAAAGGCUGCCUGCAAGCAGGGUGACCAGUUAACCCUCUCUACCCCACCUCUCCUCAAUGCCUCUUCAUCUCGAAAGGUUGUGAUGGAAGAGAGGGGGAGGAGCCUAUUUGCACUGUGCAUUAGUUGAAGUGUUGUGUUCUUCAUGUAGUCCUAUGUAGCUUCCCUGUGUGUGACAGCUGAGCAUUGGUGGUGGAUGAUGAAGCAAAGGUAGGCCUUAUGAAGAUAAACUCCCUUCUCAGGGAGAACGGAGGAGGAGGUGGGUGGGAGGGCAUGUUCGUGUCUGAACUGACAAAACACGUGCAACAAAAACAAGAAGAGCUAGUGGGAUGACCCUUGGCCACCUCAUUUACCUUAAGAAAAGAGGAGUCCUGCUAUUCUUAAUCACUGUAAAAGAUGGGAGCUUUCCAUAACGCCACAUUAAGGAAGCAAUGCAGUGCGCAAAUCCUCAUCCAACCUGUGUGUACUGUUCUAAAAACUUGUGUAAAAUCUCUUAGUAGCAUAGAGUUCUCCAGGUAGUAACAUCAACAGUAUAGAUGUCGAACCUACUGUGCAGUUGCAUUAAGACCAGAGCAUUCUGCUCUUUGUGAACCGGUUUGCAUAUUUUCCCAUCACACUGUGUAAAUGUCUUUACAGUAUAUGUUUUGCAGAAACAGAUGUAGCCAUUGUAAAAGUCUCACGUUUUACUGCAUACUCGCUCAACCAAUGCUGCACUUUUGCUCUAUCCCCAAGCGGACCUAUCAGGAAACAUUUAGGUUUUGCUUAUUUCCCCCCCCCCUCUCCCAUUGAAAGUCACAGCGAGUGCUAAUUUGUUGGUUGGGAGACAUCAGAGUUUUGUGUUACAGAAUACAAAUUUGCCUCUCCUCUGUAGCUGUAAAGAAUGGUCUGCAUUGCUAAUGCAGAGUAGAUGCCAGAUAAAUGCAUGAAGGGAGACUUGUACAAUGGCUCCUGUUGUAAAGCUGGUCGGUGGAGCACUCCAUGCAUUCAUAGGGUCAAUGAGGUGAAAUACUGGAAAAGUCUGGCAGUUUUUUCUUUAAAGUAAGAAUGCGAUGUGAAGAAUUUCACAUGGAGUGUUUGUUAGUCUCUGACUCAUUGUGUUGAUGACUAAAUCUAAAUUAUAUUUUAUGUUUACGAAGCCUUCUCUCUGCCUGUCAUGGCGGGUCUGAUUUCCUUAUGGGUGAAGAGGAGCAAGUAUUGAUUCUCGCUGCCUUUCAUGAAGAUGUGACAUGCGACGUUCCCAGCCGUGCACCAGAUAACAAAACAAUUGUGAUCAAAUAUUAUUAUUUAUUAUAUUCUAAUCAUAUUAGAAACUCAUAUGUUGUCCCUUUAUAAAAAAAGAAAAGAAAAUUAAAUAAGGUUGUUUGAAGUGAAUUAUUGUAGUUUACGCUGUCUCAAAGCAACUACUGAAUGUUAAUAGUGACACGUUGAACAGUGUAGAGUUAACAGUGGAUGGGCAAUGAAGAGGCACAAGGCUGGUAACCUUGAGGCACAGUGUAUAUGUAUUAAAUUAAAAAUAAAAAACUUUAUCCUUGAUUUACAUGUAUUCCAGUUUGAAGGGAUACCAUAAGUAUACCAAUCAUACCCUGGAUUGAGAUAUAAAUUAUAUGUUGGUUUUUAUAUAUGUAUACGUAACACGGAAUUGGAUAAAGAUAACAAACUACAGAUGUUGGCAUCAGCAUUAUAUAUAUAUUUUCCUAAAUCGCAACUUAAUCAUGGAUUUAGUUGUGAGUAUAAUAUUUGUGUGUACGGGCGUUUUAUAAAUUUGGUUCCCGCUGACAACUUCCGUUUUGCUCCGUGGUUGCUUCCACUGUCCCAGGGAUUCUGACAGCGGACCGCCCCAUGUGAACUUUUUCUGCACUGCUGAAGCUUGUCACUGACUGGAGCGCAUUCUCUAUGAGAGAAGUCUCAGAACCAGAGGAUGGGAUUUUGAUUUUUCUGUUGCAUCUGUACAGUAUAGACAUAUGUAACGGGUGGAAAUUAAUGUCAGUGAUGUUCCUGUAAAUGUUAACAAAAUAAAGCCCAUUUUGA